UUACUGUCGUGAAUUAUCGUAAACACUUUUGAAGGACAUAAAGGCAUAAGAAGGUCACAGGGCAACCGACAAGAACCGUUGAUUUAACAUUGAUAUCAGAACUUAAUUUAUCUAUAGUAGUAAGACUGCCGUUCAAUUAAAACAAAAUCAUGGGGCGCAAAUUCUUUGUUGGUGGCAACUGGAAAAUGAAUGGAGUGAAACAAGAGAUAGACGAAAUCGUUGCAUUCUUGAAGGCCGGGCCUCUCGAUCCUAAUGUGGAGGUUGUCGUUGGAGUCCCAUCUAUUUAUUUAACAUACACAAAGAGUAUUUUGCCUAACAAUGUUAAUAUUAGUGCUCAGAACUGUUAUAAAGUUCCAAAAGGAGCUUUUACCGGUGAAAUUAGUCCUGUCAUGCUUGUGGAUAAUGGAAUACCGUGGGUAAUUUUGGGCCAUUCCGAGCGUAGGAAUGUAUUUGGUGAAGGUGACGAACUAAUUGCUGAAAAAGUGGCGCAUGCUCUGGAAGCUGGAAUAAAGGUCAUUGCUUGUAUCGGUGAAAAACUAGAGGAACGGGAGGCUGGAAAGACGGAAGAAGUAGUUUUCAGACAAACUAAAGCAAUUGCGGAUAAAAUUAAGUCAUGGGACAAUGUAGUGCUGGCUUAUGAGCCAGUUUGGGCAAUUGGAACUGGAAAAACUGCAACUCCUGAGCAAGCACAGGAAGUUCAUGAUAAAUUGCGACACUGGCUAGCCGAAACUGUCAGUCCUCAAGUCUCAGAAUCCCUACGAAUCAUUUAUGGCGGGUCGGUCACUGCUGGGAAUGCUAAAGAACUGGCGAAAGAGAAAGACAUAGAUGGCUUCCUAGUCGGAGGAGCGUCUUUGAAGCCAGACUUUGUACAAAUCGUGAAUGCAAAACAGUGAUUCAAUUACUUUCUCAAAAUUAUUUUCAUGAUGAAAACAUUCUGUAAAAACGGUAUGACGCUACAAUAUUCGUCGUUCAUCUAUCAGUCGCUAAGUGCUCAAAAUGUUUAAUCUAUUAUUCUUUUGUGCCGAUAGGUGCAAAACUGAAUAAUAUGUAUGAUUAUAUGUGUGUAUAUAUAUAUAUUUCUGGUAAAGUUGAAA
Molecule: messenger RNA, 1094 nt
Organism: Orussus abietinus
Lineage: Eukaryota; Metazoa; Arthropoda; Insecta; Hymenoptera; Orussidae
Gene: Tpi
Product: triosephosphate isomerase
Exons: 3
Coding region: 150-893 (247 amino acids)
Biological process (GO): glycolytic process; gluconeogenesis; glycerol catabolic process
Cellular component (GO): cytosol
Molecular function (GO): triose-phosphate isomerase activity
Source: RefSeq, a predicted model, not a curated record